UGUUUUAUUCCGUUGCUACUAAUCGCCGUCUCUCUCUCUCUUCCUUAUCAUCAACAAACUUGCUCUGCUCCGAUCGCCUUUUUUUCUCUCUCUUAAAGAUGUCUGAGGGAUCAGAAGAAACGAAAACAAAGGUCGACUCUGCCGGAGAGUUAUCAGAUGUUGAUAAUGAGAAUUGCAGUAGCAGCGGAAGUGGCGGUGGUAGUUCUGGUGAUACCAAGAGAACUUGCGUUGAUUGUGGAACUAUCCGAACUCCUCUUUGGCGUGGUGGCCCUGCCGGACCAAAGUCAUUGUGCAAUGCUUGUGGGAUCAAGAGUAGGAAGAAGAGACAAGCUGCUCUUGGUAUGAGAUCAGAGGAGAAGAAGAAAAACAGAAAAAGCAGCGGUAAUGAUCUAAACCUCGAUCAUCGAAACGCCAAGAACGACAAGAUCAACAAAGAUGAUGAUGCCAAGAACGACAAGAUCAACAAAGAUGAUGAUGCCAAGAACGACAAGAUCAACAAAGAUGAUGAUCUUAAAACUGCAAUAGCAAGAGUUUUGGAUUUAGGGUUUAAAGUUCCGGUGAUGAAGAGAUCAGCGGUUGAGAAGAAGAGGUUAUGGAGGAAACUCGGUGAGGAAGAAAGAGCUGCUGUGCUUCUUAUGGCGCUCUCUUGUAGCUCUGUUUACGCCUAAGUGUUUCUCUGUUUUUUUUUUGGUCAUUAGGGAAUAAUUAAGUGAGAGCGAUUUUGAUUAACUUAGUUAGAUAGAGAGAUAUGUAUGAUAUGAAUGUGUAAUGUUAUGUGUUCAUUUUCUUAAUGAAUUCAAAUAUUAACACUUUUUUUGGUUC
Arabidopsis lyrata subsp. lyrata is the source of this 822-nucleotide messenger RNA. Its product is annotated as GATA transcription factor 17. The record is from RefSeq and is a predicted model, not a curated record. Gene Ontology annotation, molecular function: sequence-specific DNA binding; zinc ion binding. Lineage: Eukaryota; Viridiplantae; Streptophyta; Magnoliopsida; Brassicales; Brassicaceae. Gene Ontology annotation, biological process: regulation of DNA-templated transcription.